AUGGCUGCUGCUCAAGGUUACCCUCUUCUCUGUCUGGAGAACCCCCUCCUCGACAUCCAGGCUCGUGGCGAUGCCGCCCUUCUCGAGAAGUACGGCCUCAAGGAUAACGAUGCUAUCCUCGCCGAGGAGAAGCACAUGGGUAUCUACGAGGACCUUCUCUCCCGGGACGCUAAGCUGAUCCCCGGUGGUGCCGCCCAGAACACUGCUCGCGGUGCUCAGUACCUGCUCCCCGAGCAGUCUGUCGUCUACAUCGGCUGUAUCGGUAAGGACAAGUACGGUGACAUCCUCAAGCAGACCUGUGAGGAGGCCGGUGUCCACACCGAGUACCGUGUUGAUGAAGCUGUGCCCACUGGUAAGUGUGGUGUUGUCAUCACUGGUCACAACCGCAGCAUGUGCACCCACCUUGCUGCUGCCAACGAGUACAAGCUCGACCACCUCAAGCAGCCCGAGAUCUGGUCUCUGGUUGAGAAGGCCCAGGUCUACUACGUCGGUGGAUACCACCUGACUGUCUGUGUUCCCGCCAUCCUCGCUCUUGGUGAGGAGGCUGCGGCCAAGAACAAGAUCUUCAUGCUGUCUCUUUCUGCUCCCUUCAUCCCCCAGUUCUUCAAGGAGCAGCUGGACAGCGUUCUCCCCUACACCGACUACACUUUCUGCAACGAGACCGAGGCCAUUGCCUACGCUCAGAGCCACGAGUGGGGCACCGAGGACAUCACCGAGAUUGCCAAGAAGCUCGCUCAGCUCCCCAAGAAGAACACUCAGCGCCCCCGUGUUGCCAUUGUCACCCAGGGCACUCUCCCUACCAUUGUCGCCACCGGCUCUGCCUCCGGCGCUGUCGAUGUCAAGGAGUUCAACGUCCACGAGAUCUCCAAGGACGCCAUCAACGACACCAACGGUGCCGGUGACGCCUUCGCUGGUGGUUUCUGCGCCGGUAUCGUCUCCGGAAAGUCCCUUGACGACAGCAUUGACAUGGGUCAGUGGCUCGCCAGCAAGAGCAUCCAGGAACUUGGACCUUCCUUCCCCUCCCCCAAGCAAACCUACUCUCGUUCUUAA
Messenger RNA from Penicillium brevicompactum, 1050 nucleotides. Its product is annotated as adenosine kinase. Lineage: Eukaryota; Fungi; Ascomycota; Eurotiomycetes; Eurotiales; Aspergillaceae. Bases 1 to 1050 code for a protein of 349 amino acids. Gene Ontology annotation, cellular component: nucleus; cytosol. Gene Ontology annotation, molecular function: adenosine kinase activity. The record is from RefSeq and is a predicted model, not a curated record. The transcript is spliced from 7 exons. Gene Ontology annotation, biological process: purine ribonucleoside salvage.